Molecule: messenger RNA, 2373 nt
Organism: Linum tenue
Lineage: Eukaryota; Viridiplantae; Streptophyta; Magnoliopsida; Malpighiales; Linaceae
Source: the annotation of a GenBank genome assembly
CUGCAAGAAAUCAAGAAAGGAAUAACCCAUGACCCAGAUGGCGUUUUCAACUCCUGUAAUGAUUCCCUUCAUUUCUGCAGCUGGCUUGGCGUCCUCUGCGACCGCUGCGAAAGUGACGAGAGGGUCACCUCCCUAUUGUUGCCAGAGCUUAAUCUGGAAGGUACUCUGCCUCCACAUAUUGGCAACCUAAGCUUUAUGAAUUCCAUCAGCCACGCCAACAACCGUUUCCAUGGCCAAAUCCCGCCACAGCUAGGCAGCUUUGUCCGGCUCCAGCAGCUAAACCUCUCAGAAAACACAAUCGAUGGCGCAAUUCCUGUCAAUUUAAGCCAUUGCUCGAAGCUCAAGAUCCUGUCGUUGCAGAUAAACAGGCUUCAGGGAACAAUACAUGAGGAGCUUGGAAUGGAAAAAUAUAAAUGGGGAGGGAAGAAGCCAUCCGAAUGUUUGGAGUCUGAGAGCAGAUGGACCCAAAAGGGAGGAGGCGAGCUUGGGAUUGGAUGCAGACAAAGGAGGACAAGGGAGACCGGCUGGCUAGAGAGAGGGAGAGAAGAUGCCCACGACGAUUGCAGGAGGAAGAGAGUUGUCAUCGCCGAGCGAUUUGACGAUGGGCUCAAAAUUUCAGAGCUGUCGGCUGUCCCCGAUCUUAUCUGUAGCUCCCUCGUGUGGAACAUGUGCAUCAUUUAUUCUAGUACGUGGGCGUGGGAGAAACGGAGGACGUGCAGCUGUUCUACUACUUCGUCAAGUCGCAGGGGAAACCUGAAACGGACCCUCUUGUGCUUUGGCUCACCGGCGGCCCCGGCUGCUCUGCCUUGUCUGGCCUCUUCCAUGAAAUCGGUACAACAACACUUCUCCCAACAAUUCGAGUUAUUGGGACCAACUGGUUCUUGACAUUAACAAUCUUUUUGGAAAUCUGUUUCCUCGUCAGGUCCAAUCCAUUUCAAGCUGGAGGAGUACAAUGGGAAGCUGCCUUCGUUGAUCCUUAAUCCCGAUGCAUGGACACAGGUCGCGAGUAUCAUUUUCGUGGAUCUUCCUGUUUUGACGGGAUUCUCCUAUGCAAGAACAGAGGCUGCAGCUCUAUCCAGUGACAACUUACAAAUUGAUCAAGCUGUGGAAUUUCUGAGGAAGGUAAACAAGGACUCGAGGAGUUAAUUUAAUCUCUCCUAACUUUGUUCCAUAAUUCCCACCACUGGUGUUUGUAAGAAUCGAUGCAGUGGCUAAAGGAGCAUGAAGAGUUCAAAUCGAAUCCAGUUUACAUCGGUGGGGACUCCUACGCUGGCAUUCCUGUCCCAGGCAUAGCUCUUCGAAUCUCCGAUGAGAACGAACAAGGACUCGAACCAGCGAUCAAUCUCGAGGGUUAUUUGGUUGGUAACGGCCGUGCUAAUGCGACCAUCGAAGAUAAUUCCAGGAUCAAAUUUGCUCAUGGAAUGGCACUCAUUUCGGAUGAGCUUUACGAGUCGCUGAGAAGAAGUUGCGGUGGAGAAUACUACAACGUAGAUCCUGGCAACUCCGAGUGCCUCAAACAUGUUCGAGAUUUUAAAAAGUGCACAUCAGGACUCGAAUCAGCGCAAAUUUUGUUACCCAAGUGCACUUAUGCUUCACCAAAGCCGCCGAUGAUGGUACCAAGAAGAUCAAGGUCUCUUCAAGAGUUGUUGGAGUUGGAGGCAGCGUCACUUCCUAGACUUGGCUGCCCUACAUUUGCAUACCUGUUGUCCAAGUACUGGGCCAAUGAUGAAGGCGUGCAGACUGCUCUCCACGUUAGAAAGGGAACAAUAGGGACGUGGGAGAGAUGCAGUUCAAGGUUGCAUUAUACGACUGAUGUCGCUAGCAGUACCGAGUUCCAUCUGCAGCUGGCAAGAAAGGGUUAUCGCUCCCUAAUCUACAGUGGGGAUCAUGACAUGUUGGUACCUUAUGUCGGAACCCUGGAGUGGAUCCGAAGUCUGAAUUUCAGGAUAGUCGAGGAAUGGAGACAUUGGUUGCUUAACAACCAGGUUGCUGGAUACACAAGGACUUACUCUGAUCCAAGAUACUACAAUCUCAUGACGUUUGCAACUGUCAAGGGUGCAGGACACACGGCUCCUGAAUACAAGCCCCCCGAAUGUUAUGCAAUGUUCAAAAGAUGGAUUGCAGGCGAACCACUCUAAUUGAUCGAGUCUCGAUUCAUGGCUAAAAGCUACCCUAUUUCACUUUCCUUCUCAUUACAAGUACCCCAUUUCAACCAAUGAUUUGGUCAACUGGUUUGGGUUUGGUAUACAUGCUUACUUGUAAUAAACAAUGAACCAACCUUGAUUAGCAAGGAUGACAAUGAGGAAUAAUGCCAUUAUUCGCGAUUACGAAGGAUAUGAAAGAAUGCAGAGUUCCAAAGGAGAUUGAGUGGAU